Messenger RNA from Nematolebias whitei (Rio pearlfish), 678 nucleotides. RefSeq names its product interferon alpha-inducible protein 27-like protein 2. Gene Ontology annotation, cellular component: membrane; mitochondrion. Gene Ontology annotation, biological process: apoptotic signaling pathway. The coding region runs from base 217 to 513 and encodes 98 amino acids. The record is from RefSeq and is a predicted model, not a curated record. NCBI's taxonomy places the organism in Eukaryota, Metazoa, Chordata, Actinopteri, Cyprinodontiformes, Rivulidae. The transcript is spliced from 4 exons.
UAUAUAGACCAUUUCGAACCACACUCCAUACCGGUAAGUGGCGGUAAUGCUACUUAAAGUUUUUUGCCAACCGCCAAUAAAAACCAAGAAGAAGAAGAAGAAGAAGAGAAAAAGGCUCGCCAGUAUCUGAGCAGUAAAAGCCAUCAGCUGAGGGCUGGACGGAAUCUUCUUUUCAAGCUUUAGUCUCGGUUACAACUUCCUUGUUGGUGACAAACCAUGGGACUCUUGACUGCUGCUGCUGCUGCUACUCUAGGAGCAGGAGGAGCGGUGAUUGCUGUUCCUCUAGUGCUGGGGGCUGUAGGCUUCACCUCUGUUGGAAUAGCAGCCAGCUCCUAUGCUGCAGGCAUGAUGUCAACUGCUGCCAUCGCCAAUGGUGGAGGGGUGGCAGCAGGAAGUCUGGUGGCUGUUUUACAGUCUGCAGGGAUGGCUGGUCUGUCUACAGCUACCACUGCAGCUGUAGCUGGUACUGGAGGACUGACUGCAGGGCUUCUCGGUAUUUUUAUCCGAAAAUGAGAUCAGAAGAGGAAGUACACAUGAAGAAAGAAAAAUGUGUUAAUUCUCAAUUAAAUCUAACUUUAUUGAUGUCUUACAAAGCUUUGUUAUCAAAGAAUUAUAAAGGCGCUUAAAAGUUUUUGCUGAUUAUUUUGUCAAAAUUCAUCUUUUCAUCUGUAAAUAUCA